AUUACUGGAUGAUGUUGAAGUGGAUCUUUUGGAUGUUGGUGAUUGUGACUUUACCAUUGACCUUAAGGUUCUUUGUUUCCGCUCUUUCUUGGCUGGUACCAAAUGCCUUACUCGCUUUAAAUGGUAUAUUCCAUGUUGCAAAACUCAAAAUAACAGCAGCUGGAAGACUGGCUAUCGCUUUUUUACGUGUAGCUGUGCAUCUUAUAGUAACAGUACCUUGGAGACGUAUCGCCAACCGUUACCACUCAUCAUUAAGUGACGUCCUCCCAGACUGGAUGACGUUGAAGUGGAUCUUUAUUCACGUCAAAUGUGCUAUCGACAGAGGAACAAAAACGAUCGUUGUGGCUAUGGCGGCUGUCUUAAAGUGGAUGGCGAUUUUGACUCCACGCUUGACCUCGACCAUCUUUGUGGUGUUAAAAACAAUCGUUCUUUGCGCUCUUUCUUGGCUGGUACCAAAUACCUUACCAGCUUUAAAUGGUAUAUUUCAUGUUGCAAAACUCAUAUUAACAGCAGCUGGAAGACUGGCUAUCGCUUUUCUAUAUGCAAUUGUGCCUCUCAUAGUGACAGUACUUUGGAGACGUAGCGCCAACCGUGGCCACUCAUCAUCAAGUGACGGUUGGUAACAAAUAUUAAAUGUCCAAUAAAUCACUCUUACAGUCAACUGUCUAACUGACAGACUGAUUAACCAACCAAUCUACCGUCCGAUAUGAUGACUGACUGAGUGACUGACCGACUGACUGACUGGCGUCUGGACGGCGUAUGGACUAGGCCAAAAUUAUUCUCAUUUAA
Orbicella faveolata is the source of this 789-nucleotide messenger RNA. RefSeq lists its product as uncharacterized. The record is from RefSeq and is a predicted model, not a curated record. Lineage: Eukaryota; Metazoa; Cnidaria; Anthozoa; Scleractinia; Merulinidae.